AAUGCACAGCAUCUCCUUGAAGCCAUGGAUUCAGGAGUUAUGUACUGUGAGGGAUGGCACUGCCAUGCUCAGCCACCACUUGUCUCUCUCCACCUGUGCAUUACCUGAUUUGCCAGCUGGGAUUUGAGAAGACAGAGAGAUGUGAUAUUGGUAAUAUUUUGUCUGCAAAUGGUGAAGUGUGUUGGGAAGCUGUCACUGAGCACCUCUGCUACCUGGAAUCAGAUCAAAGUGUGGAUUAUGCCACAAGCAUUCACUCCUUGGGACCUGUGUGUGAAUCUGUCCAUCUGCACUUCAGAUCCCUGAGUAAGGAGCAGUUUCUGGGUCAGAACGAGGUGUGGUUCCAGUGGACAAACUGCACAGAGUUAUUUCUUGAAGUAUUUGAUGUUCUACAAUCUUCACAAGGCACAGAAGUUGCUCUUGGCUUGAUGAAACUGACAUCGUGCUUGGAGAGAGCCUUGGGGGAUGUAUAUUUACUGAUUGGUAAAGAUUGCCCUUUCCUUCUGAGGGACUUGCUUGCUUCUGAGCAGCUUGCAGUUGUCUUUGGCCAAGCUGUAAUGAAUGUCCUGAGGGUAUUCAUUGGAUCUCCCUGUGGUCUGAACCUUCGUAAUGUUUUGUGGCAUGGGUUUGCAUCCCCUCAAGAAAUUCCUGCCAAAUACUGUGCUAUGCUGCUUUUUUUAACUGCAGGACUGGGUCAGUUGUUACAGAAACACCUUCUGCAAACUGAAUGCAUUUUAGUACAUCGACCUUACGUGGUCUUUGGUAGCUUAGAGGACCUGGAUGGAUUUCCAGAUCUUAAUCAUGAAACACUUUCCAUAGCAGAGGAGCUGGUAAAACUUUCCAGUUUUGUAUUAAAAACAAUGCUGCCAUUUUGGAUGGCUGCUUUAACAGCUUUCAAGCAAAACAGGUAUGCUGACUGUGUGAUUCUCUUACUUCCUCAGCUGGAAGCUGGACUGAGGUUGCUCUUCACUACAAGUAAUAAAUGUCCAAAUCGACUCCUAACAGCUGAGCCUUCUGCUCUCUACACCACUUUUGAUGAGAUGCUAGCAAAGCAUUUGGACAAUGAAGAAAUCAACCAGCUUCCUGCAGUUCUUGAGGAACCUGCCAUGGAAUUUCUUUGGGAUAUCUUGAACCACCAGGAGGGUCCACGUGUAAGAGAUCGUUUGAGCCACGGAGAGAUCAAUCUGAAAGCAUUUCCCAGAGAAGUAGCUAAUCAGAUAGUUGCAUUUGCAAUUACUCUGCUCUGCAGGUUCUCAGAUGAGGACAUGGUUGCUUUUAAGGAGCAUGUGGCCAUAAAAGCUCUGAUGAACUCUGCAAGUUGCUACCACUCUCGGUUUCAUCCAAUCUCCAGACUCAAGAAACAGGUGCUGGAAUGCAUGAAGAGCAUUCACUUGUGGCCUGAAUUGCCAAGAGUACCUGAGGAGGACUUUCAAACAAUGAAAGGGUUGCAAGGAAAUGCUGAAGCUAGUGCUUUACUUUUGAUUAUAUCUGGAAUUAUAUCUCAGUUGCAGCAAUAUAUGCCCCAGAACUGCUAUGGUUCAGAUGAUCCAGUCAGUAGUGUCCUAACAGAGAGGCUGCUGGCUGAACUUUGUGAUACGGCUCUUUGCACACUUUAUUCUCCUCGACCUGUGCUGGAAAUUUUGGUGAUACUCCGUAAAAUAAGCACACAGUGCCAUCAAGUGUCCAAACAAGUUACUGCCAGCACCGAGCUGAGAUACACCCAGUGGAUCAACAAAACUCUGCGUUCUCGGCAGAGGCAGAACUACCUGAGGAUGUUGAAGAGCAUGAAGUUUUUGUCUCCAAUGUUACGUCUCAUCUUAGUGUUAAUUACUUUGGAACUAAUCAACAUCCAUCUGGUUUCUCAGAAGGAUCCUUUUGAUUACCAGCAGUAUCUAAAGUUUUUGAAGUCAAUCUUGCAGUAUGCUGAGAACUUGGUGACAUACACAAGCCCUGAGAAAAACAAGUGGGAUGAAACUAUGGAGCUUACAAACAAAGUUUUGAUGAAAAUCAGGAAAAUCAGUGAAAGAAAGCUACUGUUAAUGACACUGGCUACAUAAAUGAAGUGGGAUUAAGAUUAUUUGGACACUUAUAUCUUAAAGAGUUCGGGAGUUCUCAAAUAGGACAAGUCAAAUUCAAAGAAAAGCUUUGUUGCUGUCAAA
This is a messenger RNA of Calypte anna (Anna's hummingbird), 2156 nucleotides long. It is a transcript of the gene ERMARD, whose product is annotated as ER membrane associated RNA degradation. Lineage: Eukaryota; Metazoa; Chordata; Aves; Apodiformes; Trochilidae. The record is from RefSeq and is a predicted model, not a curated record. The transcript is spliced from 18 exons. The coding region runs from base 54 to 2054 and encodes 666 amino acids.